AUGCCCUGAUUGCAAUCAGGCUUCUCUCCUUUGUUUUUGGCCUCUAUUAAUGCUGCUCUUGAACUGAUAGAUUUUCUAUACAUCACUUUUUUCACUGCUUAUUUUAUUGCUAUUAUUUCAUUAAAUCUUGUAUUUGUACUUUUUCUCAAUCAUUCAUCGUCACCUUCCAACCUAAAUCAUGACAAUAAUAAGCGUCUUGAUCGAUCGCGACUGAAGCCAGUAGCAUCUCGCAAGAAAGAGCAAGCUUUUGCCACUGCCAUUCGAGUCCAGGGUGCCGCAUCUACUCCACAGCGGCCAGCUGUUAGCCUUUCUUGCACCACUGCUUCCAAUAGCUCCAGUAUGGCAUCUUUACAAACUGCAACUCGUGAUGUCUUUCCGGCCCUGGGUGCUGAGCCAUUGGCCACAAGCAUGUUGAAUGUAACUGCCUUGGAUGAAUUUGAGGCUAAGGAAAGCAAAGCUGCUUACACCAUGCCCGUAGAAUCCAUGAAAACGAAAUUUGUGGUUCCCUUUAGCAGUGUACCUAGACGAGCUUCCUGCACUAUCUCCCAAAGCUCCUCUUCCCUCAGUUCUUGUCUCUACCCCAAGACUGAAGCACCGGUAACGAGUCUGCCAGAUCCCAAGUCGGUGGUCUCAAUCCAACCGGGAGCUGUUUCACCAAUAAUUAUUUCUGCAGCUGAUAACGUUCUCGCUUCAGGAGUCAGCACUGUGUCCCAAGUGCCGCGCUUUACACCAAUUGGACUAGGUCUAAAGCUAGCGGCAGAGGUCAAUCGUCUGGAUGAACUGAAUGCUUCGAUCCAGCAGCUAGCCGAUCUUGAGGCUCUGCAUCAACUCUCAGCCACUCAGGCGGAUACACUUACUCUAGCUCAGCUCAUGAAGGUCAGCUUAUCUACUUCUAUCCCUUAA
Molecule: messenger RNA, 903 nt
Organism: Protopolystoma xenopodis
Lineage: Eukaryota; Metazoa; Platyhelminthes; Monogenea; Polystomatidea; Polystomatidae
Source: the annotation of a GenBank genome assembly